Bicyclus anynana (squinting bush brown) is the source of this 897-nucleotide messenger RNA. RefSeq names its product trypsin, alkaline B-like. NCBI's taxonomy places the organism in Eukaryota, Metazoa, Arthropoda, Insecta, Lepidoptera, Nymphalidae. Gene Ontology annotation, molecular function: serine-type endopeptidase activity. The record is from RefSeq and is a predicted model, not a curated record. Gene Ontology annotation, biological process: proteolysis. The coding region runs from base 1 to 744 and encodes 247 amino acids. The transcript has 4 exons.
AUGGAUCAAAAAUUAUAUAUUCUUUAUUUCACAGCACUUCCAAAGCAGGAAAGGAUAGUCGGCGGAACUGUCACCAGCAUCAAUCAGUAUCCGUACUCGGUAGCUGUCUUGUAUGUAAGAUCUAAUGGACCAUUCGUCCAGGGUUGCGGUGGCACCAUCAUUAACAACAGAUCUGUCCUCUCAGUCGCUCACUGUAUAGGUGCAUGCAUAACUUGCAUACGUUUACGCGUUGGGUCAACAUAUGCAAGCAGCGGCGGUGUGGUUCACCACGUGGCCCAAAUCAUCCGACACCCUCAAUUUAAUAGUGCCACAAUGGCCAAUGACAUUGGUCUCGUCAGAGUGCUGUUCCCUUUCCAAUUCGGACCUACUGUACAACCUGCUGCUAUCGCUGGGCCAAACGCUGUUAUCCCUUACAACACAGUUGUUACGGCUAUCGGAUGGGGAUGGAAAGACCAUGCUGGAGUCAACCCAUCAGAGGAACUUCGUCACGUGCAAAUUCCAACGGUACCCCACGCCACUUGCCAAAACUCUUACACUUUUAUGACCUUAACCGCUGGUCACAUGUGCGCUGGACCGAUGGAGGGAGGACGUGGUUCGUGCCAAGGCGACUCUGGAUCACCUCUAAUAUACAACAAUGUUGUUAUAGCUUGCACUAGUUUUGGUAACGGUUGUGCUCGUCCCAACUAUCCUGCUCUCUAUAGCAGAGUCGCUUACUUUAGUAACUGGAUUGUAGACCAUGCCUAACCACUUGAACGCCCACGGGUUAUACGUAUGCCUGGUAAUCUAUCGACCCUUGAACGCCCGUGGGACAUACGUAUGCCCGGUAGAUUUAGCGCGGCAAUACUUUUGUCGCUGUAAAUUUUAUAAAGUUAAUUUGACGAUUGUAAUCAAACAAAA